Molecule: messenger RNA, 714 nt
Organism: Entamoeba invadens IP1
Lineage: Eukaryota; Evosea; Mastigamoebida; Endamoebidae
Exons: 1
Coding region: 1-714 (237 amino acids)
Molecular function (GO): zinc ion binding; RNA binding
Source: RefSeq, a predicted model, not a curated record
AUGACAAAAACAAACCCAAUCACAGUACAAAUCCAACCCAUCGACUCUACAAUGACAGAUAAUGCCAUCCACGCUCUUUUUAAAAAAUACUCUCCUAUUUCAUGUGAUAAUCCACGAUAUGAAAAAGACACUCCAUUGAAUUUCUGUAAAAUCACAAUGGAAAAUGAGGAAGCAGUUAACACCCUUAUUAAAGAGAAGAACGAGACUGAGUGGGACGGAGUCAAGGUCAUCAUAUAUUUCGAUAAAACAGACCCAUCAAGAUCCACAGCAAACUUCUUAUAUAAAACACUGGACAAGAGUGAGGACGACGUCAAAAAGUAUUUGGAAAAGUAUGAAGUGAAGAGUGUCGAGAGAUUAAUUACAAAAGAGGGAACAUUGAUGCAUGGCUAUUUAAGCGUCGUUUUAAAAGACUUGGAUUCGGCAAUAAAAAUGAAAGAAAACUUCAAAAACAAUGAAAAAACAAAGAAAUACAAUUUCAAGUUUAUUACAAAAACAGGCGAACAUCUGAAGCAAUGUUUCAUAUGUGGAAAAUAUGGACACGAGAAAAAUGAUUGCCCUGAAAAGGGUAAACAAAUUCCAGUCAUAAAAACUCACAACAUGAAAAAAGCUGAAAAAAUAUUUCAGAAAAAACAAGAAAAACGUGUUGAAAGGGAAAAUAGAAGGAAUUUUUUCAAAAAUGAAUGGAGACGACAAAACCAAAACACAAAGGAGUGA